This is a messenger RNA of Athalia rosae (coleseed sawfly), 2402 nucleotides long. Its product is annotated as 15-hydroxyprostaglandin dehydrogenase [NAD(+)]-like. Gene Ontology annotation, cellular component: cytoplasm. Bases 587 to 1282 code for a protein of 231 amino acids. The record is from RefSeq and is a predicted model, not a curated record. The transcript is spliced from 7 exons. NCBI's taxonomy places the organism in Eukaryota, Metazoa, Arthropoda, Insecta, Hymenoptera, Athaliidae. Gene Ontology annotation, molecular function: oxidoreductase activity, acting on the CH-OH group of donors, NAD or NADP as acceptor.
GCGCUCGUUCCAUUCCGCGUUGGCUAACAAGAUUAUAAUAGUCCCAAGCUUACAAUUGAUCUACGGUAAACUUUCGGGAUCUGAAUACACGUUAGAAAAAAUAGGUCCAAAUUCCAGCUUUUGAUAUUCAAGUUCGACAGAAUCGCCUCGCGGACCUGGUGGUUUAAGACGUCUUGAGGGCUUUGCGUCCCACUGCCAAGCGAUCAGAUUUCCGGGCAACCUGCCGAUUUGAAGGUUUCUAAUUUUCUCAAGUUUAAAGCCGGUGAAAGUUCACUACGCACAUGCGGACGUGCGCACGAACGCACCGCUCGUAGAACGCGUUACACGCAACCGCGCGAAUCAAUAAUAGUAUACACACUACGAUAAUAUUCUCGCAUUCGACCUUUCAAGCCACCAACCACACCUUUAAAGCCGCAAAUUACAUUGGCCAAUAGAUAAGAGUUGAAAUAUUCUUCUAAUCGGUGUAACAUAAAUAGUUUUUUUAUCGAUAUGCGUACAGAGUGAUAUAGGCGAAAAUCAGUUGAUGAAUAAGAACAUCCCAAUUCUCUGAGAAGGAUUAUAAAUCUCUGGGAAAGCCGACUGUAGAAUGGAAGUGCAGGGUAGAGUAGCCCUAGUGACCGGAGCAGCCUCUGGAAUUGGCAAAGCCUACGCCGAAGAACUUCUCAAUCACGGGGCAAAGGUAUCAAUAUGUGAUAUCAAUGUCGAAAAUGGUGAAAAAUUAGCCGAGUCUCUUGGUGCACGUCAUGGAAAAAAUCGUGUGAUAUUUUGUCCUUGCGAUGUAACUGAUUACCCACAAUUCGAAGAAUCUUUCCGGACAACAAUUGCAACAUUUGGACGUCUCGACAUUGUCAUAAACAAUGCAGGAAUUAUGAAUGAUCGGUUUUGGGAACUGGAAGUUGACAUCAAUCUCAACGGUGUGAUUCGUGGUACGCUACUAGCUCAACGAUUUCUUGGAACAGACAGAGGCGGACGUGGCGGUAUCGUUGUUAAUACAGGAAGCAAUGUCAGUAUCAAUCCUUAUGUCAGUGUUCCGAUAUAUUCAGCUACAAAGACAGCAAUAGUGGGUCUUACUCGAGCUUAUGGCGAUCAGUAUCACGUCGGAUUGACCGGUAUUAAAGUAAUGGCGUUAUGUCCCAGUGCCACAGAAUCUAACUUGGUCCGGGAUGUUAGUAAACAGUUAUUCUCAACGCGUUACGAAGAUGUAUGGUGCAGGGAUACUGCCUCAUCAGUUCCUCAAAAGAUAUUUUAUUUUCCAGGGCGGAGCAUGUGGCAAAAGCAUUAAUCCAUGUUAUAAGUGCAGGAAAAAGUGGUAGCGUUUGGUACGUGGAAAAUGGUCAGCCACCUCGUCAACUUGCAUUUUCCGAUCAUUAAAUUGUUCGAUAUUCGUUCCAUUGUAUUAUUGUAUCGAGACACGUCAUUGGUAGCUCAUGAACGUCAAACAUAUGCGCAUUCUUAGAUGAUAAUAUAUUUGAUCAUUAAAAGAUUGAAGAAUCUAAUGCUUCGUGAAAGUAACCACAUAUAAGUUUUCGUUCGCUCAGAUAAUAUGUAUAUUCUAUCGAUAACUUUUCUUGGUUAAAGUUGUUAAAUUUGAUUGAAAAAAAAAAAUUAUAUUAGAGCUAGAGAAAAAAAUAUUAAAAUAGUUGAAAUUAGAAUGCACUGUGCUCAGGUUUGAAUGUCGAAAUCGAUCACAGUUCUUUCAAUUAUCACGAUUGUGUUUUAUGUAUCGCAUAUUUUUGUACAGGAUUUUCACUUUUCUUAGAAUUAGAUUUAGUACUCGGAAUUUUUUUUAAAGUGAAAAUUUUUUUUUUGGCGAACACAAUACACAAUAAAUAUUUAACGCUAUUGAUCAAUUUCGUUUUUAACUGCUGUUUGUUUUAUCUCAGGAAUACAGAAAUGUUCUUCGGUUCAUUCAGCUGUUAAUCACAUUUGAUCAGUUAUAGUCUACUGGAUGUAUAAGACUAUGAUGAUCUACCAUCUAGAAUAUAAUAGUCCAUAGGUACUAUAUUUAAUAAUUACAUACCUGUAACUUAAUAUAACAAAUGACGAGUUUGUUUGCAUCACAAUUAUAUCAUACACAUCAUACACAUAUUCUAUCGAAAAACGUUUAUUUUUCGUAUGAUUAUUUUGUACUUUUCAUAACGAAACAAAAAAAAAAGCAAAAAAUAAGUAACGUCACACAUCAAAUAAAAGUACUCAUUUUUUGGGUAUCAUAUACGCUAGAUAAUAGACCACCAAUCGCACAAGUUUAUCGCAUAUUGAAACAACUGCAGGAAGAAAUGAAAGUUUUGCAAUUUUAAACAAAUUCCUAAUAGGAACAAUAUUAUACUACGCUGUAAAAUACCUUCUCUCUAAUAGCCUACAACUUUAUUAUACCGCUCAAUAAUACAUGUAAUAUUAAUGUC